AUGUUAUCAUUAAAAAAUGUAAAAUCAAAUGAUGAAGUAAAUGAUAUAAGAAAUGCUAAUGAUACAUUUAACAAAUACAGCAGGAGCAUAAUUCCAAUGGAACAUAACAUUAUUGUAUUACCUUGCGAAUGUAAAACAUCCAUAAUUAAAAAUACCUUUUUAGACAUAUUAAGUCCCAUGAAAAUUCCAUUUUGUAAAAUAAAUAAUACAAAUGUACAAAACACCACCAACGUUUUUUCUCUAAGAAAAAAGAAAAAAACAUUAAGAUGCGAAAAUAUAUUAAAUCAAAAUAAGGGGAAUACUAAGAAUGAUAAGGAACAAAAUGAUAAUCUAAUUACAUGCCAUAAUAAUUUCAAAUCAUUUAAUUCCAACUAUUUAGAUACUUACAGUAUUAUUGGAGGAACAUACAAAAAUACAUAUUUUAAAAAUAAAAUGGAUAACAAAUAUUUUACUAUUGAAAUUGAACGAAAAUAUGAUAUAAUAAAUGAAGAUAAAAAUCCAUUUGAUUAUUACACGUAUGUUGCAAUGAAAAAUCAACAUAGAAACUAUUUAGCAUUAAAAAAUAUUCCAUAUAUAGAAAAACAAAUUAUGAAUUGUCGUGAUCUUAAUUCCGUUUAUAUUAAUAAAAACAUUGUAAUUCCAGAAAUACAAUACAAACAUAAUAAGAAAACAAAAAUUACCAAACGUGACUUAAUUGAAUAUAAUUGUAUAAAGGAUAAUGCAAACGAUUUUUUUAAUUUGAACACCGAAAUUAGUAAUACCUUAGUUAAAGACAAUAUGAUUUCACGCAUAAUAAAUGAAAAUGAACUAAAAAAAAAUCAAUCAUUAUCUUUGAUUGAUGAUCGUAAAAAGUCAAUAGCAAGAAAUAUUAGUGAAAAAAACAAUCAGAUAAUUUAUAACUCAAAACAACAUUUUAAUAUUUUCGAUGAUAUAAGGCCAUCGAUUAAAAAAAACAUAAAAAAAAAGAAAAAAAAUUUGGGCGUAUGCUAUUUAAAUUUAAAUAACUUAUCAUGUCAAUUUUUAAUGACAUGUGAUAAGACAUAA
This is a messenger RNA of Plasmodium falciparum 3D7, 1044 nucleotides long. RefSeq lists its product as uncharacterized. The transcript has a single exon. Bases 1 to 1044 code for a protein of 347 amino acids. The record is from RefSeq and is a predicted model, not a curated record. NCBI's taxonomy places the organism in Eukaryota, Apicomplexa, Aconoidasida, Haemosporida, Plasmodiidae.